AUGGCGGAUAAUGAAACGAACGCAGAGAAAUCAGCCAAAUUCGAAUAUUUCUUAUGCCCCCUGCCAAAAGAGAUGAAGAUCGAGAUUCUAUCUCGAAUGCCCUUGAAGUCGGUGGCUCAAUCCAGAGCCGUUUGUCGGGCGUGGAACUUGACUCUCGGCGACCCGUCUCUCCUCGAUAUGCUCAUUUCCUGCAAAUUCGCUCUUAAUCGGACAUGGGUUUUUGUGGGCGUUGACUAUAUCUACAAUUCCGUAUUCUUCAUCGAACUUUACGAUGAUGCCGGCGAGGAAGAAGACAAUAAGGCGGACUGCAUAUUUCGAGAGAUCGAUUUGCCCUUUUCCGAUGAUUGCAGCCCCAGCAGCUUUGGGAUAGUCGGCUCUUGCAACGGCCUUCUGUGCUUAGCCUUUUCGUCCUAUCCCCGACCAAGAAUCUACCUUUUCAAUCCCUUUACGAAGACCUUCAAAUUGCUGCCAAAGAAUCAUCUGAUCAGUGAGGUGGAUUGUCGAGAUGAAUCCUACGAAUCCGUGUUUGGGUUCGGAUACAAUCCUUCCGCCCAGGACUAUACUGUGGUGAGUUUGGAUUAUGUGAAAAAUUCUGAACAGGAGGAGAAAUCGAAUGCGUAUGUGUAUACUUUAAAGAGUAACACAUGGAAAAGGGCCAAGAAUUUGCCGGUCCAUAGGUUUGGGUCAAUAUUCGACUUGGGAGGGGUUUUGGCGAGCGGGAGGCUGCACUGGUUGAGGGACGAUAAGUCGGGAAUUGAUUCGUUCGAUUUGGUGGACAAUUUUUUCCGGGAGGUCGAGAUGGAUUUGCCCACGAUAGUUAAAAACUCGGUCCAUCCGCUGUCUAGGCGGCAUUUUCUCCAAAUUGCAGUUUUAGGGGGAUACCUAUCGCUUGCAGUGAACGAUUGCCGCCAGAUUGUGAUUUGGGGUAUGAGAGAGUAUGGGGUGAAAGAGUCUUGGGAGAGGAUGUAUACUCUCGGACAGUCGUCUUACGAGAGGUUUACUUUUUCUGGGGGCUUGAAUUCUAUUCGUGUGUUGGGUCUCAGGAAAAAUGGGGAUAUUCUUCUGGCAAUCUACUUAGGCAGGUUGGUUAGCUAUAAUCCACGCAAUGGGGCGGCCAGGUUUUUUGAUGUGGGUGAGUUUGAAUUUGCGGAAGAUUGUGUUCGUGUUAGUGAUCUUAUUACUCCAAGUGCCUUCGUGUCAUGUAGCUGCUGUGAGCAAUUUGUGGACGUUAUGAAUCACUUUUGUUCCUUGGUGCCGAUAAUUCUGAUAGCUGAAGUGAAAACAGGGGAUCUUGUUUGCAUCAAAAUGGAUAUCUUGAAUAUCGAAUGA
Messenger RNA from Striga asiatica, 1329 nucleotides. Lineage: Eukaryota; Viridiplantae; Streptophyta; Magnoliopsida; Lamiales; Orobanchaceae. The record is from the annotation of a GenBank genome assembly.